Molecule: messenger RNA, 408 nt
Organism: Centruroides sculpturatus (bark scorpion)
Lineage: Eukaryota; Metazoa; Arthropoda; Arachnida; Scorpiones; Buthidae
Exons: 3
Source: RefSeq, a predicted model, not a curated record
GCGAAUCACGUUUUAGAAUUUAGUCAGAUGAUAUCUGACAUUCACUCGAUUGGCUGGAAAAUUGGUUACCGUUUCUAAACUGCUGAGAGUUUCUCUCGGCUCAGUGACGAGCGAUUGAUGUCAUUUGUUUCGUAUAAAGCUUUGACCAUGAAGAAAGCUCUAGUUAUAAUUUUAGUGUUUGUGCUUCUCAAUUCUCUUUACUUGGAAGCAAAUUCGGCAAUGAUUCGUCCUUACGAACUUCAUAAACUACGCAAGAGAGAAAUUAAUGAAAGAGUUGGCGACUAUAUUCCUAGAGAAGAUUUAAUUCAAGGAAGAAGUAGAAUUACUGGACGUGAAGUAUUUUUACCGGGUAUAAGUGGGAGAAGACAUAAUUCAGAAGACGAAGUUGAUGAAAAUUUAUAUGAAGAU